AUGCCGCCAGACGAGACCGACCUCAUCAGCCGCUUGCAUUCGGAUGCCCUCGAGACGCCUACUUCGCUGACCCGACGACUUGUUGGCUCCAAGACCAGCCACGCGCGUGUGAACCCCGAUCCCAGCUCGUCCGACUCCGAUGCCGAAUCGUCCUCGCAGCAGAACCGCGGCCGCAAAUCGAAACACUCCCGCUCUAUGAGCAAUCCCUUCCCGUCGCUCUUCAGCGGUCGCAAGAGGCAGGGCUCGAUCUCGAAACCUCCCGCCGAGAUGGAUAGACCCAACGGUGGCCCUGCUUCGAUCAACAGGCAGGUCCAGACGCACAGGCGAGGAAGCCCCUCGAGGAGCAAGGAUUUUGCUACUGGCCACUGUAUGACGUGUGCCUCGCUCGUAAGGUGGCCGAAGGAGUUGAAAAUCUUCAAGUGCACCAUCUGCAUGACCAUCAAUGACUUGGUUCCAACAAGUGUUGAUACCCAGGGGUCUAAACAGCGCCAUGACACAAGCCCAGGCCCUUCAUCGGCGAAGCAAACGCCUCUUAGCCUGCCCAUCUCUCUUGAUCAGACCAGACAUCUAGCCCGGCAAAGUCUACGCUCAUAUGUUCUCAGAAGGCUUCGCAACCUGUCAGCAGAGGCCCGAACGGAGCGGGCCGGUGACGACUGGCCACCGCAUCAAGGUCGACUACACCCUGAUCUUGCUGUGCGGGCUCGUGGACCUCUGGACAUUACCCCAGACAGAAAGGGCCACGGCACCAGAUAUACCUUUGAAGAGGAGCCAACGCUGCAUCUCAAUCCCUCAAACGCCAGUCCUCCCAUCAUUACGUCGAGGUCGUAUCCUUCGUCUUCCACUGAGCAGCCCGGGUUAAGAGCCCCGCUGCCCAACAACCACAAUCAUACCAGCCCACGACCACCACGGAAUCCGUCUGCCGGCCCGCCUGAUGACCCUAGAAAGAUAUUCAAGCCAUUAGAAGACUACAUCACAAAAUGUUUCAGUAACUUUGAAUGCAUCAAUUCUUCCUUCUCUACACAACAUCCCCGAUAUGCCUCGAGAUCCGCUAGUGACACUCCUCGACGUCCUUCGGUCCCGAUGAAGGACAUGCGGCAGCCUCCGCAAACAAAGAGUGCGCCUCGCAGGCCAUCUCAGUUGGAGGUUGACUCUCCCAUGAUGGAUUUGGACCCCAGAAUGUUGAUGUUGGGCGACGUCGCGGAGAAUGGGCUGUGGUGGACCGGGCAGGAUCCGAUGGCGCCCAAAAAGCCUCCCAGCAAGGACAAGGAGGAGUCGGUUCAUGCUCACCGGCCGCCUCCGCUUACCAAGUCGCCGCAGCUGAAUUGGGCCGACAUUGAUGACUGGUACUCCGUCGUGAACAAUGCAGCGGAGGGUUGGUUCGAAAUCUUUGAAGAAGUGUCAGGCGAUCUCUCACUGGGCGACCUUGCUGAGCAAGAGCUUCGCGCAAUUGAGCAGGAUGUGCUCAAAGGGCAGGCUCACACCCAGCGGCUGCUGUUGAAAGCUACUGAAAACCUGCUCAAGAGACCUGGCCGUCCCCUCAACAAUCCGAUGGAUCUUCGAUUCCUCCUCAUCAUAUUGGAGAAUCCGUGUCUUCACUCAGAUAAUGAAAGCUUCAGCGGUCUGCUCCAGCCAGAAGGGAGCAGGCCGGUGGGCUCGAAAGCAACGGACGCGAAGGGCCCGUCUGGAAGUGCUGGACUCUUAUCGGGGCAGCACUCUGGCAUCAUCAAACGAAUCAUGGGCCUGAUUUCGAAUGCAUCGUCAGAUUGUCAAAAUCAGAUGAUAACCUGGAUGGCUAGAUACCAUGCCCCACGCUUCAUCAGAGUGAAGGAGCUGGCUUCCGGGUUCUUGACAUACCGAAUGAUCCGACAAAGCGAGAAGAAGCAAACUGAGCCAACAGUAGACCCCACGGCUGGGUUGAUUCCGCAGAUGCAUGCUGGUCGCUCGGGCGGUGCGUCUCUCCACGAUGCCAUAGGCGGUCCCAGGCCUGCCAAGAAGCCCAAGGAGCCGGCCAAGAAGAUAUCUUACGCAGACGACUGGCAGAUCAAAGCAGCUUCCCGCGUUUUGUCUCUCUUAUUUUCUGCCAACAACAUGCUGCCGGCCCGUCGCAGCGACGAUAUCCAUCACAACGGACCAAAUACCUGGAAUAGAACCACUCGUGCUAGCGGGUUUUUCCUACCGCCUACCGAUUUCUACAACUCCAUGAUAGACUACACCGACCUCAUUGACGAUUUCGAGUCGUGGGAAUCCAGGAGAAGCAAAUUCUCCUUCUGCCAAUAUCCGUUUCUGUUGAGCAUAUGGGCGAAGACACACAUACUAGAGCAUGACGCUCGUCGGCAGAUGCAAAGCAAAGCCCGAGAUGCCUUUUUCGACAGCAUCAUGACGCGAAGAAAUAUCAACCAAUAUCUGGUUUUCGAUGUACGCCGAGACUGCCUUGUCGACGACAGUCUAACGGCAGUGAGCAGCGUCAUUGGCAGUGGUGGAGAGGAUUUGAAGAAGGGCUUGCGCAUCUCAUUCCAGGGAGAGGAGGGUAUCGACGCGGGCGGUCUCCGCAAAGAAUGGUUCCUGCUCCUUAUCCGGGAGGUGUUCAAUCCCGACUACGGAAUGUUUAUAUACGAUGACGACUCGCAAUACUGCUACUUCAACCCCAACUCGUUCGAACCCUCUGAUCAGUUCUUUUUGGUUGGCGUUGUUAUGGGCUUGGCUAUCUACAAUUCGACUAUUUUGGAUGUUGCGCUGCCCCCUUUUGCCUUCAGAAAACUGCUUGCUUCGGCUCCUUCUCCCCCAGGAACUAUCGCAGCACAACAUCGAUCUCCGAUGAGGUAUACGCUGGAUGAUUUGGCGGAAUACCGUCCACGGCUGGCAAAUGGCCUGAAGCAGCUUUUAGCCUUUGAUGGCGACGUUGAAGAGACCUUUUGCUUGGACUUUGUGAUUGAGACGGACAGAUAUGGGUCCAAGACACAGGUGCCUCUCUGCCCCGGAGGUGAGAGCAAGCCCGUGACAAACGAGAAUCGGCGAGAUUAUGUCGAUCUGUAUGUCAGAUACGUCCUGGACACGGCGGUCAAGAGACAGUUUGAGCCCUUCAAGAGGGGCUUUUACACGGUCUGCGGCGGCAAUGCCUUUUCCCUCUUUCGGCCCGAGGAGAUUGAGCUCCUUAUCCGGGGCUCUGAUGAGUCGCUGGACAUUGCGUCCCUGAGAGCCGUGGCAGAGUAUGAUAACUGGGAGAGCAAGCAGCCCGAUGAAACAGAGCCCGUCAUUGGUUGGUUCUGGGAGACGUUUCAACAGGCCACCCCCAGUGAUCAGCGGAAACUCCUUACCUUUGUCACUGGAAGUGACCGCAUACCAGCGAUGGGGGCUGCUUCGCUGACGAUCAAGCUGUCUUGCCUGGGCGAUGACUGCGGGAGGUUUCCCAUUGCCAGAACGUGCUUCAAUAUGCUCUCUCUGUGGCGCUACACGUCAAAGGAGAGACUUGAAUCGAUGCUGUGGAGGGCGGUUCAUGAAAGUGAAGGAUUUGGUCUCAAAUGA
Molecule: messenger RNA, 3522 nt
Organism: Trichoderma citrinoviride
Lineage: Eukaryota; Fungi; Ascomycota; Sordariomycetes; Hypocreales; Hypocreaceae
Product: HECT-domain-containing protein
Exons: 3
Coding region: 1-3522 (1173 amino acids)
Biological process (GO): protein polyubiquitination
Molecular function (GO): ubiquitin protein ligase activity
Source: RefSeq, a predicted model, not a curated record